AUGUCAGAGAAAUUAUUACACAACUUUAACAAAUCAAUCUCCGACUUACGAAAAGACGUCCAGGAGUUGGGAGACCGGACUGCCCAUAUGGAAAACCGCAUGGGCGAAUACGCGGAGGCGCACAAUGAUAUGGCAGACCAUGUCCAGCAUCUGGAACAAGAACUGUCAGCGUGCCAAAACAAACUUAUGGACCUGGAGGAUAGGUCUAGGAGACACAACAUACGCUUCCGAGGUAUACCUGAAGCUAUUAAACAAGCGGACAUAGCAGCACACCUCACGGAUCUCUUUAAAACCCUGGCUCCGGAUCUCCCGGCGGACGUCCUCCUUUUUGACAGGGCCCACAGGGUUAUGAAGCCUAAAUUCCUCCCGGAGGAAGCCCCCAGAGACAUACUCGCCUGUCUUCACUAUUACCACGCAAAGGAAGCGCUAAUGCAGGCAUCCAGGUGGCGGAAGGACCUCCCGGCCCCAUACAACACCAUUCAACUAUACUCCGACCUCUCAGCAAGAACUCUGCAGAAGAGGAGAGAAUUUAAAGCGAUCACAGAUGCGCUCCGUCUACACGACAUGCCGUACCGCUGGGGUCACCCGGUGCGCCUCCUCAUUCACAAGAACGGAGUUAUUAAUACCAUCACCACCCCGGAGGAAGGCAAGAAAGCCCUGAAGAAAUGGGGCAUACCAUUUCUACCCAGCACCCACCCACGGCAGGACAACCAGCAACACCCGACCAAGCUACACUCUGACUGGAAGAAACAGCGAGCCGGAGGGAGAGAUUAA
Molecule: messenger RNA, 774 nt
Organism: Pelobates cultripes (western spadefoot toad)
Lineage: Eukaryota; Metazoa; Chordata; Amphibia; Anura; Pelobatidae
Source: the annotation of a GenBank genome assembly